UCUUGCUUCUUCCGGCAUUCAAUUAAUUUUUUCUGUCCACGCUCAGAUCCAUGGAUCGUGAAAAUUACAACACCAGCCACCCUGACUUUCUCCUCCUUGGCUUGUCCACUCGGCCAGAACAGGAGCACUUCCUUUUUGUUACCUUCCUCGUUCUGUAUCUGCUGAACAUGACUGGGAACCUGCUGAUCAUCUUUUUGAUCCGUUCUGAUGCCCGGCUCCUCCAUGCACCUAUGUAUUUCUUUCUCAGUCACCUCUCCUUUGUGGAAGUCUGCUUCACCUCAACUACAAUUCCCAAGAUGCUGCACAAUCUCCGCACAGGCUGCAAGAACAUUGCUUUCACUAACUGCAUGAUCCAGAUGUAUUUCUUUCUGGCCUUUGCUAUCACUGAAAACUUCCUGCUGGGCGCCAUGGCACUGGAUCGCUUUAUGGCCAUCUGCCUGCCAUUACGCUAUCCUGUGCUGAUGAAACCACUGCAGUGUCAUAUCAUGGUAUUUGUGGCAUGGUUGCUGGCCCACCUUCAUGCCCUCUUGCAUACUGUAUUGAUGUCCAGGCUUUCCUUCUGUGAUCAUCACGAGAUACCUCAUUUCUUCUGUGACUUCCAGCCUUUAGUGGUGAUGGCCUGCUCUAAUAAGAGCCUCAGUGAAAUGUUGAGUUUCUUUGAAGGAGGAGCAAUUAUUAUUGGCAACUUCAUUCUCAUUCUUGUCUCCUACAUUCGCAUUGUCCAAGUUGUGCUUCGGGUUCCUUCUGGCCAAGGUCGGAGCAAAGCCUUCCAAACCUGUGCUUCUCACCUGACUGUUGUGACCCUCUUCUAUGGUUCCGCAAUUGGGGUCUAUUUCCGGCCACUCUCUUCCUAUUCUGGGGACAAGGACAAGGUGGCUACUGUUAUGUACACUGUGGUGACCCCCAUGCUCAACCCCUUCAUAUAUAGCCUAAGGAAUGCAGACAUGAAAGCUGCCCUCCACAGAGCACUGGAUAAACUAAGAAAUGCUUUGCAGAAGUCACAGACUAUCAACAGCUGA
This is a messenger RNA of Pantherophis guttatus, 1019 nucleotides long. RefSeq names its product olfactory receptor 1L4-like. Gene Ontology annotation, molecular function: olfactory receptor activity; G protein-coupled receptor activity. Gene Ontology annotation, cellular component: membrane. Gene Ontology annotation, biological process: G protein-coupled receptor signaling pathway. The record is from RefSeq and is a predicted model, not a curated record. Lineage: Eukaryota; Metazoa; Chordata; Lepidosauria; Squamata; Colubridae.